This is a messenger RNA of Cladophialophora bantiana CBS 173.52, 828 nucleotides long. RefSeq lists its product as uncharacterized. The record is from RefSeq and is a predicted model, not a curated record. The transcript has a single exon. The coding region runs from base 1 to 828 and encodes 275 amino acids. Lineage: Eukaryota; Fungi; Ascomycota; Eurotiomycetes; Chaetothyriales; Herpotrichiellaceae. Gene Ontology annotation, molecular function: carbonate dehydratase activity; zinc ion binding.
AUGACAAUUAUCAUUCACAUCCUCAUCUGGGUCGAAGACAAGUCCGAGUCGACAAAGGCCGGGUGCCAAAAGACUGGAACUAUGCUCUUUCUUUCGACUGGGCUACAAUCAAGCCUGGUAAACUCGGACUUACCCCCCACCCCUUCCUCCCCCAGCCUUGCUGACGCUCUUGCAGAAUACCACCUGUGUCAAUCUGGCACACAUCAAUCGCCCAUCAACAUUGUCGAAAAGGAACUUUCUCAACAUCACAAGCCUACCUUUGAGGGGUACGCAAAGGAUAUCACUAUUCCAGGCAACUUCUUCAACUGGGAAUUCGCGCCAGCCUGGACACCUCAUCACCCGGAAGGAGUGGUCACCGCACUCCCUAGCAUGAAAUUCGAUGACCAGGAGGUUUACAUGAUUGGAUGGCACAUCCACGCCCCUUCCGAACACCUGAUCGCGGGCAAGCGGAGCCGUGCGGAAAUCCAUCUCGUUCAUGUCACCGAGGAAGAGCACGAAGCUGCUGUCAUUGGCAUUCGGGUAGCCGUGGGUGAUAGGGAAUCCGCAUUUUUCAAGCAGCUUGGUCCGAUGAUCCAUUACAAUGACACGGCGCAGCUCGAGGGCUUGCCCGUCAAUAUGCGUCUUGCUAUCGAUGAGGUCGGCGGUGUCGAAGAGUUUUGGACUUACAAGGGCAGCUUAACCACGCCGCCUUGUAGCGAGGGUUUGCGAUGGUUCCUCCCCAAGCAGGAGCUGAUUGUUAGUGAGCAGCAGAUGGUUGAGAUCCUGGCUGCCAGUCGAUUCUCCCAUCGAGUCGAGCAACAGGUCUGGCUUCAUGACGUCAACCUGUGA